AUGAAUCAAUAAUGUCCUCAUUGCCGAAGAAGAAUUCCUGUUUCAUCCUCUGCUGUCAAACCUAAAGUUUAAAAGAAAUAAAAUGUAACAUAAGCACUCAAAAAUAUUUCUUUAUAUGAUUUACUUGAAGAAUUUGCUAAAAUAAGAAAUGAAUAACACUUCAACUUAAUGCAGUUUUUGCAAGAAAAAAUCAUAUAACCAGAAAUUUCUUAUGACAACUAUUCUGUUACUUAAAGAAAGAAAUGGGACUUGCCUUAGAAGUGA
This is a messenger RNA of Paramecium sonneborni, 264 nucleotides long. The record is from the annotation of a GenBank genome assembly. Lineage: Eukaryota; Ciliophora; Oligohymenophorea; Peniculida; Parameciidae.